AUGGCUUCUUCCGAGCCAGUGCACCCGCUGCGCAUCUCUAAGAACAACGGAAUGAUACCUUCGCCGACCAAGAAGCUCGCUCCUAUUCCGCGGCCUCUUUCGGAGAUUUCUCCGUCAGAGAAGCGGCGUAACUCGCCUAGCUGGAAUCAGACGACAAAGAAACUGGGUUUGUCCACCGAGUCCUCGCCAUUUCAAUCCUCGCCGCUGGACAGCGCCACAUCACCACGCCUGUUCUGGCAGAACCGUGGCGGUUACAACACAGAAAACACAUUCGGCGGCCGUUCGGGAUCGCCUUCGCCGACACGCCGUUCUUCUAUUGAGCGCCUGCAAAAGGCAUCUCGCGUCAAGAACAGCAGUAUCCUCGCUCAGGAGCAGAAGAACGAAUACGAUCCUACCAAGCUCCCCAGAAUUGAACGACCCCUGUCUAAAAUUCAGGGAAAUUCGUUUGGUGGCCUCGGUAUCAUAGGCCUACGGAGUCCCGUCGAUUCUAAGCUUCACCAGCGCAAUGGGAGCAAGACUGAGAUUCCCUUCUACACUCUAACGAAGACGACUACUUCAGCUGCGACAAUCCCAUCAGAAUCACCGGUCGAGCACACUUCCGAGCCCCAGCACGUUGCGGCUCGCACUGGUCCCGUUUCGCCAAGCAAGGAUCAAGCAUCUCCUAUCAAGUCGUCUCUUUCUAGCCGUUACAAGAGCAACUACGAUGAAUCCGACCUCAACUUCGACAGCUCUGUGGGCGAGCACGAUCUUCCCCAUGGCACAUCCCUUCACCGCCACGCCAAGAGUGUCACCUUCGAUGCAGCGCCACCGCAGGUGAACGAGUAUGAGAUGGCUACUCCCGAUCUGUCAUCGGUCGGCAGCAACUCUCGCGAAGGAAGUUACGAAUCUGACGAAGAGGACGACGACUACGACGACUAUCACUACUCGGGAGGCGAUGGUGGUGGCCAGGAUGACAGCUUUGAUGCGUCAUUGGAAGAUACAGAGAAAACUCCAGUUGUCGGUCCAGAUGAUUGGAGACACGAUAGUCCUGCUGUCCGCCAGAAGAUGUUUGACGGCAGUCCAUUGCCAGACUCACAACCUUCUGCGGCUAUCAGCCAGCAUGAAGCAAAAGUGUCUUCUGGUUCCAGUGGCGAGCACAGGCCACUUCCCCCAUUGCCUGGCUUGCCGUAUGCACGCAGCAACUCUGCUUCCUCCCCCCGUCUCUCAGCCACGCCGGAGCGCGUGCUUGGAGGUAGUCUGCGCGGCUUGCCCUCCCCUCCCUCGCCUGGCGUUACCAAAGCCGAUCUCGACAACAUUGGCAGUGGCAAGAUGACGCUUGAGGAGCGCUUGAAGCUGAUGAUGCUAUCCGACGAUGGCAGAUCCGCUGCCGAGCAGCAGAGAGAGCGUCGCAUGAGACGUGCUGGUGGCAGGGACCGCACAAGUAGCCAGAGCCACGAAACGGACGCCGCCGAGCAAGAAGAAGAGUUGGAAGAGCAUGACGACGAAGCGGAUGACACCAUUGGAGAACUUUCGGGUCUCGAGGAAUACCAGCUACCGCCAAGAAUAUCUCGGGAAUCAAUUCUUAGACGUGCAAAUGGCAGUCUCGCUCCGGCCCGCGACGGAGACUACAACUUUUCGUCCCCGCCCAGCUCCAGUCCCGAGCGUACACUCCAGCUCGAUCCGGAUGUUCCAAUCCCAAGCACGGAGCAUGAUGAUGACAGUUUUAUCAGUGACGAGGACGGGGAUGACCUCGAUGCUGAUAUAUACGACACAUCAGACACUUAUACUAGCGAUGGCGAAGACGAGGAGGACCGGAGUAUGAUUUCGGAGAGCGAUGCUGUUGGCGAUGAGCUUGAUCAUGAGCAUGAUCAUGAUAAUGAGACAGAUGGCGAUAUCAUCGGCACUCCGCGCGCUGCCACACCGAUCCAGGAAAGCGGCAGCUCGCAUGUCGUGAAAGAAGAUGACAUUCUUCAUGCUCAUGAUUUAUCAACUGCCACCAAAGAGACUCGUGUGUCCUUGCAAGCCAUGGUGGAUUCAGACACCCCAACUGUCACAGCAGAGGCGGCGGUGCCAGGGAUCGAAAGUGCUCGAGCUUCGACACAGCGUGCAUACACGCCUACCCAGGAGCAUCCCUUGUCUAAGCCUGAGUAUGAUGGGACUGGUUGGGGAGAUGACGAUGAGUAUGAUGAGCCGGGGACGCCAGAGUCGGUGAUCCACCAUCCGGUGGACCACUAUGAAGAUGAUGACGAAGAAGAUAUCUACGAAGAUGAACAAGAGCAAGAGCAAGAGAACGAUGAAGAGCACGAGCAUGAGUAUGAACGCGAGCAAGAUCACGAACAGAGUCCAGAGGUGGAAGACCACGAAGAUGAGCAUAGUCUGGAGUCGCCGUCCGUUCCGGAGCGAGUUGCAACGAUCAAAGCGUCCGGCUCGAGGCUGAAGACACGACCUUCGGCAACGCCAUCUGAUAUUGAAGCUAUGCGCGAGGCUCGGCGGCAGGUCAGCCGCGAAAUACCGAUAGUGCCCACAAUCCCAGAUCGCCACCGCAACCGGCUUUCUCGUGACAUGGGUGCCUCAGAGGAUGAGGAGGGCGAGCUGGAGCAGGGCCACUUUUUGGAGCGACAUCCCAGCUUUAAGAAGAGCAGUCUGACGCUGGAUCUUGGUUUGGAUCUGAGCCUUGACAAGGACUUUGACCGCGUGAUUGAGGCACAAAAGCGCGGAUACCUUAUGCGGCAGAACACGAAGCUCGUUGCUGCCAGCGACAAGGAUGGUGAUGACUAUCGUGGUACACGCUCAGCCGGCAACUCGCCGGUGAAGGCUAUUCGGCCGCAGUCGUGGACGGUAGAGCCAUGGAACGGUCAGGCGAAGAGGAAGAGCAUCCGAAAGCGGUCGGUCAUGCCUGGUCCUGUGCCGCCACUCCCUGGGCAGGCGAGCAAUGCUGUUGCUCCGAAUGCUCUGGGAGAGGAGGACAUCCUGACGGACUUGCCGAAUGACGAAGGCGCAGAGCGCGGCCGUCUGUUUGUCAAGGUGAUGGGGGUCAAAGAUCUGGAUCUUCCGAUCCCGCGAACGGAGAGAACGUGGUUCAGUUUGACACUGGACAACGGCGUGCAUUGUGUGACGACUGCGUGGCUGGAGCUCGCGAGAAACGCGCCAAUUGGGCAGGAGUUUGAGCUUCUCGUUCCCAAUGAGCUGGAAUUCCAGCUCACGCUCAAUGUCAAGCUGGAGAAGCCGCUGGUGGUGAAGAAGACAAUCCAGCCAGCUCCUAAGGCUGUGCGGCCGAAGGCUUCCACAUUCAGCCGGGUGUUUGCGUCGCCGAAGAAGCGGAAAGAGAUGGAGCUCCGGAUGCGAGAGGAAGAGGAGCGAAUGGAGCGCGAGCAGCGCGAGGCACAGGCACGGCUCAAGAGCGCCCAUCCGACGUCAUACGACCUGCUAUCGCCGAUUGUGGCGGAGGACGGAAGCUUUGCGCGGGCAUAUGUGUGUCUGAAGGAGCACGAGUCGCGGUGCUACGGCCGUCCGGGGAUCGUGGAGGUGGCGUGCUUCAACGAGUGGGCAACGGAAGAGGCGAACUUUGCGUGCAGCGUGAAGAGCAAGCGGGGCAACGUGGCGGUUGUUCGGAAGGCGCCAUACAAGAUUGGCAAGCUGGAGCUGCAGCUUCUGUUUGUGCCGCGGCCUCGGGGAGUGACCAACGACGACAUGCCGAAGAGCAUGAACUCGUGCAUCCGGGAGCUGAAGGCGGCAGAAGAGCGGCUGUCGCGCAACUGGGAGGGCCAUCUGAGCCAGCAGGGCGGCGAUUGUCCGUACUGGCGUCGUCGUUACUUCAAACUGGUGGGAACGAAGCUGACAGCCUACCACGAGGCGACUCGACAGCCGCGGGCGACGAUCAACCUGGCGAAUGCCAAGCGGCUGAUUGACGAUCGGCGGGCGCUGACGGAGAAGGAGACGACGGGCAAGAACGGUAAGCGUCGGCGGUCAGCGUUUGCGGAAGAGGAGGAGGGGUAUAUGUUUGUGGAAGAGGGAUUCCGGAUCCGGUUCAACAACGGUGAAGUGAUCGACUUCUACGCAGACACGGCCGAGGACAAGGCUGGCUGGAUGAAGGUACUCGCAGACGUGACAUCGCGCGACAGCAUAAGCAGCAAUGGCAGUGACGACGAGAUGAGCUCGCGUGGGCGAAGCAAGUGGUGCGAGCUAGUGUUCAAGCGCGAAGAGACGCUGCGUCGGCGGGCGGAGGGACGGCGGGUGACAUCGCGGACAAAAAGUAUGUACGUCUGA
This is a messenger RNA of Grosmannia clavigera kw1407, 4245 nucleotides long. RefSeq names its product GTP-binding protein. The record is from RefSeq and is a predicted model, not a curated record. The coding region runs from base 1 to 4245 and encodes 1414 amino acids. The transcript is spliced from 6 exons. NCBI's taxonomy places the organism in Eukaryota, Fungi, Ascomycota, Sordariomycetes, Ophiostomatales, Ophiostomataceae. Gene Ontology annotation, molecular function: GTP binding.